Molecule: messenger RNA, 1167 nt
Organism: Nerophis lumbriciformis (worm pipefish)
Lineage: Eukaryota; Metazoa; Chordata; Actinopteri; Syngnathiformes; Syngnathidae
Source: RefSeq, a predicted model, not a curated record
AUGGUGUCGCUGGGCCGCCAGAUGCUGGGCUUUAUCCUAGCCUGCAUCGGAUUCGUGGGAACCAUCAUCGUAUGCGCCCUCCCCAUGUGGAAGGUGACCGCUUUCAUCGGCGCCAACAUCGUGACGGCGCAAGUCAUAUGGGAAGGUUUGUGGAUGAACUGCGUCACGCAGAGCACAGGGCAAAUGCAGUGCAAGAUCUACGACUCUCUGCUGGCGCUACCGCAGGACCUCCAGGCUGCCCGGGCCCUGGUGGUCCUCGCCAUCGUCGUGGCCGCCGUCGGGAUCAUCCUGGGGAUCGCCGGGGGCAAGUGCACCAACUUCGUCAAGGACAAAAUUGCCAAAGCUAAGGUGGCAGUGGCCGCGGGCGCGGUCUUCAUCUGCGCUGGGGUUCUAGUGCUCAUCCCCGUGUGCUGGUCGGCCAAUACGAUCAUCCGGGAUUUCUACAACCCUAUCCUGACCAACCCGCAAAGAAGAGAGCUGGGCGCCGCUCUCUACACCAUGCCCUCCAUGGGCAUGCAGAUGGCCGGCUGCGCCCUGUCCCUCCUCGGCUGGAUCGGCGUGCUGAUCGCUUGCGGGGCGCCCAUGUGGCGCGUCACCGCUUUCAUCGGCAGCACCAUCGUCACCUCGCAGACCACGUGGGAGGGUCUGUGGAUGAGCUGCGUUUUCCAGAGCACGGGCCAAAUGCAAUGUAAGGUCUACGAUUCUAUGCUAGCCCUGACCCAGGAUCUACAGGCCGCACGUGCCUUGAUGGUGGUCUCCAUUAUCGUCGGAGUAGCCGGGGUCCUCAUGGCUUUCACUAGCGGCAAAUGUACUAGCUUCAUCCCCGAUAAAAGGGAAAAAGCAAGAGUGGCAGUGGCCGGAGGGGUUUUUCUGAUCAUCAGUGGCCUUUUAUGCAUCAUCCCUGCCUGCUGGACCGCCAGUCUCAUCAUCAGGAACUUCUACAACCCCACCGUGGUGGACGCCCAGAAGAGGGAGCUGGGGGCUUCACUGUACAUCGCCUGGGGGGCGGGUGGUCUACUCCUGCUAGGCGGGGGGCUCCUGUGCGCCAGCUGCCCCCCCAAGAAGGACGAGUAUCCAUCCAUGCGCUACCUUGCGAACAAGUCUUCAGGAGGGUACGGGAAAGUCGACUCCGUGAGAUCGUACACACCGACAAAAACGUACAUUUGA